Molecule: messenger RNA, 1287 nt
Organism: Linum tenue
Lineage: Eukaryota; Viridiplantae; Streptophyta; Magnoliopsida; Malpighiales; Linaceae
Source: the annotation of a GenBank genome assembly
AUGAAACCAAACAAGCACCAUUGUCCCCUCCCCUAACCUUUCCAUUUUCCUCCCCCCCUCUCUCUCUCUCUCUCUCUCUCUCUCACCCAACUCUCUCAAGCUCUUUAUCUCCUUUCAACUUCCGUCCAAACCAAACAAAUGAACGGGUGGCAGUUCGGAAUUGGAUUUGCUGCCAAUUGUUAGCUACCCCAAACCUUUCUCCUCUCUCUUUCUCUCUCUAGAUGAAUCAGUUCGUGCUCACCAAAACGAUCAACGCCCGCCGCCGGCGACUGAGAAUCCGGCGACUCAAGUACACCUGCGAGUCUCCCAACUCCCACGAUCUCACCGCCACUCUUUCCCCCGCCUUGAAGGAGAAAGAUAAAUCCUCCUCUUCUCCCGCAGCAGCCGUCCGCGAGAUUUCCGUGCUGUUGACCGCCACGUCAGCACCGGCCGAGAAGAAUGACAGCAACUCGGAUCCGGGAAACGACGCCGUUUCGUGCGGAUCGGCGUCGGCGAAUCGGCGGGAGGAAGGAGAUGGAGGACGCGGUGGCGGUGGAGCUGGGGUUUAAGGGCGGGUACGAUUUCUUCGGGGUGUACGACGGGCACGGCGGGGCGGGGGUGGCGGAGGCGUGCAGGGAGCGGCUGCACGAGCUGCUGGCGGAGGAGAUUGGCGCCGGCGUUGCCGCCGGUGCGGAGUGGGGAGGGGUGAUGGAGAGGUGUUUCGGGAGGAUGGACGGGAUGGUGGAGGAGAAGGAUCGGAUGGUGGGGUCGACGGCGGUGGUGGCGGUGGUCGGGAGGGAGGAGGUGGUGGUGGCCAAUUGCGGCGACUCCAGGGCCGUGCUCUGCCGCGGCGGCGGCGUUGUGGUUCCGUUGUCUUCGGAUCACAAGCCCGACAGGCCGGACGAGCUGGAGAGGGUUGAAGCCGCCGGCGGGAGGGUCAUUAAUUGGAACGGCUAUCGCGUUCUCGGCGUCCUCUCCACUUCCAGAUCCAUAGGCGACGAGUACCUAAAACCGUUCAUAAUCUCGACCCCGGAAGUCGUUGUGACCAAGAGAAGCCCGGAGGACGAGUUCCUAAUCCUGGGGAGCGACGGGCUGUGGGACGUGAUCUCCAACGAGGACGCGUGUCAGGUGGUCAGGAGGUGUCUGAAAGGACGGAUGAGGCGGCGGCGGGGAUCCUCGCAAGAGCCUCCCGCGGCCGCCGAGGCUGCGGCGGUGCUGGCGGAGCUGGCAAUGGCGCAGGGGAGCAAGGACAACAUCAGCGUCAUCGUCGUGGAGCUGAAUAAUAUCAAUGGUGGUAAUAGUAGUUAA